Molecule: messenger RNA, 1715 nt
Organism: Cryphonectria parasitica EP155
Lineage: Eukaryota; Fungi; Ascomycota; Sordariomycetes; Diaporthales; Cryphonectriaceae
Product: FabD/lysophospholipase-like protein
Exons: 1
Coding region: 1-1602 (533 amino acids)
Biological process (GO): glycerophospholipid catabolic process
Cellular component (GO): cytosol; intracellular membrane-bounded organelle
Molecular function (GO): A2-type glycerophospholipase activity
Source: RefSeq, a predicted model, not a curated record
AUGCUAUCCCUCGCACUACUUUCCCUGGGGCCCUCUGUGGCCCUGGCUGCCUCCUCUGCGUAUGCGCCCUCGUUCACCACAUGCCCAAACGAGACGCUGGUGAGGUCUGCAGAUGGUAUCUCCGCCUCCGAGGCCAGCUGGAUCACCUCGCGCAAGGCAAAUGCCGAUAUUGCCCUCCAGACGUGGCUAGCCACCGCGCUGCCUGACGUCGACACUACAAGCCUGCCCACCAUCGCCUUGUCGUCCUCGGGCGGUGGCUUCCGAGCUUUUCUUGUUGGUGCCGGUGUGAUCAAGGCCUUUGACAGCAGAGACAGCAAUGCAAGCACUGCCGGACUCUACCAGGCCCUCACAUAUCACGCUGCCCUGUCGGGUGGAGCGUGGUUACUGAGUUCCCUCAUCACUGGGAACUGGCCCACGAUAUCCUCCCUGGAGGCCACCGUAUGGGAAUCCCAACUAGCCGGUGGAAUCCUAAAUUCGAGCAGUUCCACGACCGUGGCCGACUAUGAUCAGAUCGCCGAGGACAUCAUAGCCAAGGCCUCAGCCGGGUUCCCGGUCUCUCUGGUCGACGCAUGGGGCAGAGAGCUGUCGUACCAGAUUAUGGCCGGCGGACAGGGCACUGCAGGCUUCACAAUGUCCAACAUCACCUCCCUGUCAAACUUCACUUCCUUCAACGUCCCAUUCCCUAUCAUGACCGCCACCAAGAUCAACUUCUUGACAGGGGAAUGCGUUCCCAGCGAGACCGAGGCCAUUUUUGAGUUUAACCCGUACGAGUUUGGCUCGUGGUCGGAUGAUGUGUCCGCUUUUGUGAGCACCCAGUACCUGGGCAGCAACUUCACAAACGGUCUGGCCUCCGAGUGCGCAGUGGGUUUUGACAGGGUCGACUGGGUCAUGGGAACAUCGUCCGACAUCUUGGAAGAGUUCAUUUGCGACACUGCCCUUCAGAUUGAUGUCACGGAGGACUUCCCCACCUCCAUCGUCGGCAUCAUUGAAGAGUACACCUCGACAACCGAGUAUGGAUACUCCAUCCUUGCCAAUCCGUUCAAGAGCUUCAACUCCACCACGGCAACAACCACCAGCUCCAUCUCAGGGCUUGACACUCUGUACCUCGUCGACGGAGGCGAGCCAGAGCACAACGAUCCCAUCCUCCCGCUCCUCGAGCCCAGUCGCAACGUCUCGGUCCUCAUCAUCAGUGACAAUGGCAAUGAUGAGGAUGACUAUCCCGACGGCGCGGCCCUGGUGGCUGCAUAUGAGGCCACGCUGACCGGACGCUUGGCCGGACGAUUUCCCCAGGUCCCCGCUGUGGGCAACUUCAGCACGAAGCAGGCGCAAUUCUUUGGCUGUGACGAGCCGGACGCGGUGACUGUCAUCUACCUGCCCAACGCAGACUGGACCUUUGCUUCCAACACGUCGACGCUGCAGCUCGAGUACACGGCCACCGAGACAGAGGCCAUAAUUACCGACGGCUACGAGGUAGCAGCCCAGGGAGGAGAUGAAGCGUGGGCAACUUGUCUUGCCUGUGGCCUCGUGGUGAAGGAGGUUGGCUCGGCGAGCUUGCCCAGCGAAUGUGGUGCUUGCCUGUCAGAGUAUUGUUGGUACUCUUGAGAUGAUGAAAAGCCAGACUUCGAAAGCUGAGGGAUCAGAAUGGUGAAGGGGCGCCGUGUAGAUACAUCAGGCACACAGACGAAUUCAUAAUUAUUAUAUCACAUCCUAUAAUG